AUGGGUAAUCAUGACAAUGUUGACAUAUUUGACAAAAUCGACUGGCGCGUUAACCGUGUCGAUAAUGAAAUGGAAUAUAAUUGCAAACGGUUAGCAUGUCCUUAUUUGCAUGACUAUACUAUUCCUCCUCUUUACGAUCAAAAGUGCAAGUAUGUUGGAAGUUGUACUCAACCUGGAUAUCGCUGUCGUUAUACGCUGCAAAAACAACCCUCUGAUUUUGUCAGCAAAAUUCUUAUUACGAAGGAUAAUAAGGGCAAAGAAGCCGACGAAAUACCUGCUACAGAAAAAGAGGCAUACACUACAGAGAAGGAAAUAUUCGUUGUAAAGAAAAAUAGAUAUACAGAGAAAAAUGAAAGAAACCCCACUGGAGAAGAAGCUAUAUACGUUAGGGAUAAAACUUUGUGCACUAAGGAUAUAUUAGUAUCAACUGUAGAGAAAUCUGGAUCUCCCAUAGAAAAGGCUGAAUCUACUGAGGAGAAAACUUUGUCAAUUUCAGGAAGGGUUGAACAUACUGGAAAGAGAGUCAAAGUCAUUACACAGGAUACGGAACCUGCUAGAAAGAAAAUCAAAGCUAUUGCACAAAAGACUAAACAUAUUUUAAAGGAACCCAGAUCCACUGUAAAGAAGACUAGGCUUACUAGAAAAACAGCCAAAUCCAUUACAGAGGUGUCUAAUUUUACUGGGAGAUCUAGUUAA
Messenger RNA from Phycomyces blakesleeanus NRRL 1555(-), 696 nucleotides. RefSeq lists its product as hypothetical. The record is from RefSeq and is a predicted model, not a curated record. The coding region runs from base 1 to 696 and encodes 231 amino acids. Lineage: Eukaryota; Fungi; Mucoromycota; Mucoromycetes; Mucorales; Phycomycetaceae. The transcript is spliced from 4 exons.